Messenger RNA from Prorocentrum cordatum, 488 nucleotides. Lineage: Eukaryota; Dinophyceae; Prorocentrales; Prorocentraceae. The record is from the annotation of a GenBank genome assembly.
AGGAGAUGGAGGCGGCCAGUCGUGACGACAAGCCGUUCCUGCAGUUCGAGGGCGAGUGGGGCUCCCUGAAGCAGCACCGCCCCGAUGUCGAGCUCAGACUGAUCCCCGAGUCCCUCAUCAAGCGCAACGGAGGCCCCUUCAUCCGCAAGGGCGACAUCGCCCUCCUCCUGCCGGAGGGCGCGUCCAGCUGGAAGCAGAGCCUGCCCGUGGAGCUCCGCAACGAGUUCGACGGGAGCCUCAAGGACCCCCAUGUGCUGGAGGAGAAGCAGCGGGUCAUCAAGCUGAAGCACUGGUCGGUGACUCUGCCAGCAGGCGAGAUGUGCGAGCUCUUCCGCGCAACCACCUUCAACCUGGUGCCGCUGCGAAGCUCCUGCGUCACCCACGAUCGGCAGGCCGAGGCGGUGCGGAACAUGGCGAAGCGGGCCGGCGGGUGCAUCCACCCGGCCGUGCGCGCCAUGGUCCUCGAGUCCUGGGUCGCCGCGCACGGC